UAGGUUUUUUUCUCCUCCAAACGGACAUGAUAAAAGCACACUGCUUCUUGCACCGCCCUACUUUACUUCAUAAGAUGGAGAUGAAGGAGGUUCGGUCAGCACCACCAUCAGAAUAUCAGGAACUGCAAUUUAACAGGGACCCAGACACUGUUGUGACCAUCGUCAACCCUGUGGAGCAUCCCAGAGACUAUGUGGUAUGGUCCAUCUGCAGCUUCUUCCACGCAAACCCCUUUUGCCUCGGACUGUUGGCGCUGAUCUUCUCAUUCAAGGCAAGAGACAUGAAGGUGACUGGAGACCUGCAGAGAGCCAGGGAAUACAGCAAGUGGGCUCUGGGUCUCAACGUGGCUGCGCUGAUCAUUCUUACUUUGACUAUCUUGAUUCUUGUAAUUGUUUUGAUAAUUAUACCCGUUAUAUUACGUUAUAUAUAGUAUUAGCAGCCGCCCCAGCGAGCACUCCAAGUUAAUGAUGCAUAAUGUCUAUAAAAUAACCCAUGGGUAGUCCACCAAAGCACUUGGUGACAGACAGCAGUCCAGAUGCAAUGGAAGAGCAUUAUGGUUACGGUUUUAAUUUAAUGUAGGCCUUUAUUAUAAUUAGGAAUUUAAUCGGGGCAAGAAAUGCCAAAAAUAGCCUCAUACUUUUUCUAGCUCUUGUAACGUUAAGGCACUUAAUUUGAAUGAGUCUGGGUCUUGGGCUGAAUGUUCUGAAUGUUACUACACUUUGCAUAAAAGCUUCAGCUAAAAUAAAUGUUUGACAAUGUAACAUGGUUUUAAAUAAUACAUGCGCUAUUUGUGAUCCAAUGCAAUGGUCUUUUACAUAACAGCCUCAGCUGAUGGUGCGUUCGAGUAUUCUCUGCGAACCGACUCGGAUCUCGGAUCUGAUGCCACGCCCACACUUCAAGCGUUUUAUUAUUUCGCUCGGUCGUUGGAGGAAAACAUGGACGCCACCCGGAAAGCUGUUUUUGCGGUAGCAUUGGCAGAGGACCAGGCGAUCCAAUAUAAGUAGGCUAUAGGCCAUAGUCAAGUCAAGUCAAGUUUAUUUAUAUAGCACAUUUAAAACAGUAGUUGACCGAAGUGCUGUACACAAAUACAAUAUAUUUGUGUACAUAGGCAGAGAUACGGACGCAGUAAGGUAUUGCAGUAAUACGAGUGAUUGAAAUUACAAUUUAGGCCACCAAAGUGGUCCAAGCACAAUGAAAACAGUUCAUACUUCAAGUCACAAUGGGCGCAGCCAUCUUGAAUUCUGUCUCGGAAUUUCGCUCGGUCACUACUGAGUUCAACCGAGAUAGCGAGAUCGCCGUCCGAGGAAAAGGGGCGUGUUUGUGCUUGUCGCUAGGCAACGUCCUCGGACCUCCGAGACGGAUGGAUAUUAAAACGCACCAUGAGUCAGAGAAUGAGACCGAGUGGGAGAUGGAGGCUGGUUCGACGGCGGUCGUGGCAGGGCCCCAUGCAGGGGCUAGGACAGGUCUAGCAAUGCCACUGCAAAGGUCUUUAUGAGUUAUUAUAUGCAAAUUAGUUAUUUCAACUGUGGACAUGCGGCAUUACAAUGACAAGCUGCAAGCUGUGACUACGCUUACAUUAAAGUAACAUCAUGACAAUGUGUCCGCAUUAGAGCCUGAUACCGAAAAUGAUGUGAAAAUACAGAAGUUAUCCUUUAACAAAGACGCAUUCUGAAUGGAAAUACAUCAGAGGAACCAUCAGGCGUCUUCCCUGAGCAAAAGACACAG
Molecule: messenger RNA, 1723 nt
Organism: Gadus chalcogrammus (walleye pollock)
Lineage: Eukaryota; Metazoa; Chordata; Actinopteri; Gadiformes; Gadidae
Product: dispanin subfamily A member 2b-like
Exons: 3
Coding region: 27-428 (133 amino acids)
Cellular component (GO): plasma membrane
Source: RefSeq, a predicted model, not a curated record